GCACUGAGCUGUGGUGAGGCUGCUGCGUCAGGUUAUACUGGCUGGUCCCCAGUCCAGCAUCCCAGUUCUCACUGACACAUCUGCUGCUCUCCUGCAGUCCGCUCAGCAUGUCUUCAUAAAAGAUGGUCCACGCAUCGCUGUAAACCAGAUUUUCUGCUCUUGGUCGCACUGUGACAUAGGUUGACAGCCUGGACUCGGGGGAGCUGAAAAUGAUGUCCUCUUACUACCACCCUGUCAAGGAAGCAGACAUGGCGGCCAUGACCGAGCCGCUCUGCCUGGAAAGAGAUGUGUGUAGGGUGAUCGAGCUGCUGGACCGGCUGCAGCGGAGCGGGGAGCUGCCUCCUCCCAAACUGCAGGCCCUGCAGAGAGUCCUACAGAGCAAAUUCUGUGCUGCCAUCAGAGAGGUAUAUGAGCAGCUAUAUGACACUCUGGACAUUGCUGGAGGACCAGAGGUGCGAGCACAGGCUACUGCCAAGGCCACAGUGGCAGCCUUUGCAGCCAGUGAGGGCCAUGCCCACCCAAGGGUGGUGGAACUGCCAAAGACAGAGGAGGGUCUGGGCUUUAACAUCAUGGGGGGCAAAGAGCAAAAUUCCCCCAUCUACAUCUCCAGAGUGAUCCCUGGUGGGGUGGCCGAUCGCCAAGGAGGGUUGAAGAGAGGAGACCAGCUGCUGUCUGUCAAUGGAGUGGUAAGAAGCUCAGACCCACUGAGAGGAGAGAAGGAGAGCACGACCACCAGCAGUCGCCAAAAACAGCUUCAGCUGGUGUAAGGCAUCGAUAUUGGCCAAAACCAGACACGGAUAGUGGUUUAUACCUCAAUGAGUGCAUUUUCACGCACAAAAUAUUUAGGUGUUUGCCCUUAUUCCGAAGACAAUAUUCCUAAUUCCAUAAUUUCGUUGUACCCUGUACAAUGACAAUAAAGUCUGUUCUAUUCUAUUCUAUUCCUACUAAACUGUUUACUUGGCUAAUAAAAAUCAAUAUUCGACUGUUUACAUGCAGCUGUGCAUACUCAGAUUACGGUAAUCUGAUUACAGUGCCCAAACAUGUCAUUUAUCACAUCAAAAUUUGGAAAGGUGGAUCAGCUGGAGCCAUUUGUCAUUUUGCCUCUUAAUAUCAAAGCAGGGUUUUCUUCAAAGUUUCCUACCUGUGGCAGACUUUCACCUUGUAAACACAGCCUCCCUUUUCAUUCCUUCAGCCUCCAUUCUUGAAAAGGUUGGCGUUGUGUCAGUGUGGGUUUUCUCCAGGUUCUCUGGCUUGUUCCCACAGUCCAAAGACAUGCAGGUUAAUUGGUGACUGGAAUCUGGCCGUAGGUGUGAAUGUGAGCAUGAAUGGUUGUCUGUCUCUGUGUGUCAGUCCUGCAAUAGUCUGCUGGUCUGUCUGGGGUGUACCCCGCCUCUUGCCCAAUGUCAGCUGGGAUAGACUCCAGCUCCCCUGUGACCCAUAACAGGAUAAUUGGAUACGAAAAAUGAAUGAAUGAAAAAAAAGAAGCAACUGAAUGGAGAAUCUCCCCUUUAUUUUAAUUAUUUUCAAAGGGAAGAAUUUUUACACACACUUCCAGUAACAAAAUGGUUUGAAGUUUCAAUUAUAGUAAUAAAACAUUUACUCAACCACCCUUCCUUCAUUCUUUUAAGGCUCAUUUCAACUGAUAAUAUUAUAGAUUCUGUAAUACGGUGAUACCAUGAAACCGCAAUAUUUUCUGAGAUGGUAAUGGUACCAUGAGAAUCUUACACUGUUACAAUCCUAGUUGGUUUGUGUUACAACAGGGCUGAUCAUAAAUAGGGAAGAGGCCAUGUUUGUCAAACUGUGGUAAAAACCCCAGUUGCAACACAUAUUUUAAAUGCACAGUAUACAUGUACAAAUAAUGCUAUUAAAACCUAAAUAAUACAGACGUCUCUCGCAUGUCUUAAGAAAAUGCUUAAUUCGCAAAAAGCACCUAACUCGGAAAAUCCAAACAGAAUAUGCUGUUUACAUGACCUGUAUCAAAUUCAGUGUGCAUGUAAAACUGGAGUUAAAAGCCUGGUGCGUCUAAUACAGACACUAAAGGGAACCUACUGCAUUGGUAUCAGACCUUGAGGGGCGUGACAAAGUGGCAGUAUUUGAUUACCUGGGACUGAGACGAGAAUGUCUUCACGCUCUCUCUUAUUAAAAGCAACUCCAGAUACAGAUACACUUGAAUUUGUGUGAUGUGUGUAAAUGAGGCCAAGCCUAGAUUGAAAUGUCCAACUGGGCAGUGUCCUGUCUGACAUGGUGGUGAGUAGCACAGGAGUGGGCUGGAAGUAAUCACCUGUUGCUGAACGUAGCCAAGACUAGGGAGAUGGUGAUUGACUUCAGAAGGAAGAGGACGGCUUCUCAACCCUUGUGCAUACGGAGAGAGGACAUCACCAUGGGCGAGGACUACAAGUACCUCUGCAUCCACAAAGACAACUGACUGAAUUGGAAGGCCAACACCAAUGCUGUGUACAAGAAGGGGAUGAGCAGACUCUAGUUCUUGAGGAAGCUGAGAUCUUUCAAUGUGUGCAGCAAGAUGUUGAAGCUCUUCUACCAGUCUGUUGUAGCCAGUGCACUUUACUUUGUUGUAGUCUGUUGGGGGAGCAGCAUCGGAGCCAGUGAGACCAACAGACUUAAGAAACUCAUUAAGAAGGCUGGCUCUGUGAUUGGCUGCAAACUGGACUCAUUUGAAGCAGUGGUGGAAAGGAGGACACUGAACAAACUGUUAUCCAUCAUGGAUAAUCCUGACCACCCUCUUCACCACAUAGCCUAAUGGACAGACAUCCAACAGACUGUUACAGUUUCGCUGUCACGAGGACAGAUACAGGAAAUCAUUACUCCCCCAAGCCAUAAAACUUCACCUCUGUCUGUCAGAGAGCACUCACAGCUCUCUACAGUCUCUCCUCUAUAGCUUAGUAAUAAUUUCAUUACAACCAUUUGUUUGCACUGCUGGUAAUAACCAAUUGCACCAUUUUUCUUUCUUUCUUUCUUGCUUUCCUGAUUUCUCACCCCUGUCACAGUCUGCAUUCUGCUCCCCUGCUUUCCCUGUGUUUUUCCACUCUACCUGCCAGCCACGCCCCCCUCAUCAAGACAACUCCACACAGCUGCUUCUCAUCAGCAGCUGCUGCCUUUUCCUCCAUGCAAGACAUUCCAGCACUCAUUCUUGGCUUGAUUCCCCGGUUCCCCGGUAUCGACCCUGCUUGUUCCUGACCUGUCUACGUUAUCUUUUUCCUGGUAAACUCACCAGCAGUCUGUCCCUGACCAUGAGUUCUGCCUCUGUGUGUCUGGUUUCCAUCUGCCUGUGGCUGUGUGGUGUUUUCCUGCCAUGACUUUUCAGCAUCCUACUUCCCUGCUGCUCAUCCCUCGCCGGCUCUGCUGCUUCGCUGGACUGCUCCUCUGGUUCCGGGUCCCUCCCCUUUUCAAACUACGCCAUCAGUAAGCCCCUCUUUAUUAACUCUGCCUGCUUGCCAACUGAACUGCUCAGCCUGGUCCACUCCCUGGCCCCUGAACCUAGAGACUGUGUGUGGGCUCUGAGCCCUGAAGAAUGAACUGCUGAACUGAAUCUUUGUCAGCUCAAGUUUCUGGUUAUUCUGUGUUUAAAUAAAGUCAUUACCAACUGUCUGUCUGCCUCUGAGUGCUGCAUUUGGGUUCAUUCACAUCCGUGACAACCCCAAAACAAAGGCCUGUGGUUGAUCAUUAAGAAUGUCAAUCAAAAGAUGUUUUUACAUCAGAGCAGACUUCACUAAUUCACUUCUCAGCUGUGAACACUGGUGUCUUAAUCAGUGAAAGGAACCAUGUAGUGACUGGAAUAGUACCCUGCAGAGCUUUGGCCCCUCACAGCAUGUGGUCUGAGGCUGAGGUGUUUGUG
This is a messenger RNA of Epinephelus fuscoguttatus (brown-marbled grouper), 3853 nucleotides long. It is a transcript of the gene lin7b, whose product is annotated as lin-7 homolog B (C. elegans). Lineage: Eukaryota; Metazoa; Chordata; Actinopteri; Perciformes; Serranidae. Gene Ontology annotation, cellular component: cell-cell junction; synapse; basolateral plasma membrane. Gene Ontology annotation, biological process: protein localization to basolateral plasma membrane; neurotransmitter secretion; maintenance of epithelial cell apical/basal polarity. The transcript has 5 exons. Gene Ontology annotation, molecular function: L27 domain binding. Bases 210 to 767 code for a protein of 185 amino acids. The record is from RefSeq and is a predicted model, not a curated record.